This is a messenger RNA of Python bivittatus (Burmese python), 1506 nucleotides long. NCBI's taxonomy places the organism in Eukaryota, Metazoa, Chordata, Lepidosauria, Squamata, Pythonidae. The record is from RefSeq and is a predicted model, not a curated record.
AUGGAGGUGCACCCAAGAAUGUUCUAUUACAAUGACGUACAAGAUGGAACAGCCGUAGUAAUAAAAGCCUUGGAAUCUACUGAUUCCCUUACUCCACUGCAUAUCCCUCCUGGCCCACCUGUGUUCCCAGAAAGAUAUGAAGAACUAAGGAAAACAUUUCAACUGUGCAAACCAGUCUUUAAAGCAGGCCAAGAUCCUGGAGGGAGGGAGUCUAUGCUGCCUGAAUCUCACAGAAUCUAUGAGCCACCUUAUAAGUUUACUCAAGGACCCUGCCAUGAUGAAGAUCCUAAAAAUGUUCCACUCAGAUGUGCAAGGUAUCUAAAAUAUAAAACACCAGGGGCUCUACUCAUAGAGGGCCGAUAUCGUCCUUUUCAUCCUUAUGUCCAUGGCAACAUUGAUAUCCAAGUUGGCCCUGACAGAAAGGAAGAUGUCAAUGAAUCUAUCAAUAGAGAAGCUAUGGCAUGCUCACGUCAUUUCACUGAAAGAAAUGGUCAGCGAGAUGAAGCUCCUAAAUCAACUUUCCAACCUCCAGCACUCGAUAUUUCACCUCGAGCUGCCAAUUUGCUAGAAAAUGUAAAGAAGGCUCUUUGGCUAUCUACUUACAAGCGAGACUACACAGGUACAGGGCCUAUGAACCCAUUGCUGCUGGAUGACUAUAAUGCCAAGUUAAUUGGCAGAGCAACUGGAGAACUGGGCAAAGAUGUGGAGCUUAGAGAAACCUUUCAUUCAGCAAUGUCUCAAACAAGGCCCUUAGAAGGACGCAUUGCCCGUUUCCUUCAAGGCAGACCACAGAUCUCACAUCCUCAACAUGAGUAUUCUACAGAGAACUACGAGCCGCCACUUCAUUGCAGAGACCAUUCCAGCAUAAACAGGUAUUCGGAAGGAGUGCAGAAUGGUGGGAAAACAUCCCUGAGUCCCGUUCAGCAGGAUACACAAAACAAAGCAAGUCAAAGGAACAAAUACUUGCUCUACAAUUGGAUUCAGCCUGAAAUAGCUUACCAGGAAGAAAAUAGUCAAGAUAAGAAACUGCCCUGGAACAAAUUUCAGAAAAUUACGGAUACCUGGAAAACAGAUCAGUUGUACCAAAGGCAACUUUCAGUGCCACCUGAGCCACAGCCUCUUGUAAAGGCUGAAGAAUCCAUUUACUAUGAAGACUUGCCACCCUCCCAUUUAAACAGAUAUAUAGUGUGGCACAAUCCCGCCAUCCUUAGUAAACCAACCUCAACACCCCUGAAGUUUGAAAGAUGUGCUAGCAAACCAGAUCUCCAGUGUGCUUCUAAUGUCAGAGAGACUGUAAGAAGCUACACUCCAACCUCAGAGUGGAUUCCUAAUUGCGGGAUGGUUAGGCCUCAGACAAAAUUGCUCGAUAUCCAGGAUUCUUUUACAAAGACGGAUGCCAUCAAGUACUUGAAUGAUCUUACAAGGCGGGGACUAAGAGACUUGAGGGAUCAUGACAGGGAAGGCAGAAAGCAUAAAUUCCGGGGCAUUCAUGCUUUUUUUUUGUAA